AUGGCUGGAUUAGACUACCUUCUUUUCGAAGAGGCUACCGGAUAUGGUAUUUUCAAAGUUCUCAUACAGCAAGACGACAUUGCUUCCAGAUCGAAGGAAGUACAAGAAGCAGCCCAUGACUUGUCAAAAUUUUCCAAAAUGAUUGAGUUAGUUUCAUUUGCACCUUUUAAAGGCGCAGCACAGGCUUUGGAGAACGCCAAUGACAUUUCUGAGGGUUUAGUUUCCGAUUACUUGAAAGAAGUUUUGGAGUUGAAUUUACCCAAAACUAGCAAAAAAAUCACUUUGGGUGUAUCGGAUAAAAACUUGGGUCCUUCAAUCAAGGAAAUUUUCCCCAAUGUCGACGUGUUGUCGAACGAAAUUGUUCAAGAUUUCCUUAGAGGUAUUAGAGUAUUUGGUGCCAAGUUGUUUAAAGAUUUACAAGAUGGUGAUAUUGAAAGAGCACAGUUGGGAUUGGGCCAUGCUUUCUCAAGAGCUAAAGUUAAGUUUUCCGUGCAAAAGAAUGAUAACCACAUCAUCCAAGCUAUUGCAUUGUUGGACCAAUUAGAUAAGGAUAUCAAUACGUUUUCAAUGAGGGUUAAGGAAUGGUAUGGAUGGCAUUUCCCAGAAUUGGCCAAGAUUGUUUCUGAUAAUUACCAAUUUGCCAAAUUAGUUCUUUACAUUAAAGACAAGUCGAACUUGACCGAUGAAGAUUUACACGAUGUUGCCGCCAUUUUGAAUGAAGAUUCAGGGGUAGCCCAACGUGUGAUUGAUAAUGCCAAGAUUUCCAUGGGUCAAGACAUCAGUGAACAAGAUAUGGAAAAUGUUAUUGUUUUUGCACAAAGGGUGGUCAACUUGACUGAAUACAGACAACAAUUGUUCAAAUACUUGACUGAUAAAAUGCACACGGUGGCACCAAACUUGUCGACCUUGAUUGGUGAAGUGGUUGGAGCUAGAUUGAUUUCUCACGCUGGAUCAUUGACCAACUUGUCGAAACAAGCAGCAUCAACGGUGCAAAUCUUGGGUGCAGAAAAGGCAUUGUUUAGAGCAUUGAAAACAAAGGGAAACACACCAAAGUAUGGAUUGAUUUAUCAUUCGUCAUUUAUCGGCAAGGCUGGAGCCAAGAACAAAGGUAGAAUCUCGAGAUAUUUGGCAAACAAAUGUUCAAUUGCUUCCAGGAUUGACAAUUAUAGUGAUGAACCUACCACGGCAUUUGGAGAAGUGUUGAAGAAGCAAGUUGAAGAUAGGUUGAAGUUUUACGACACUGGUUCGGCACCAAUGAAGAACUCUGAUGCUAUUAAGGCGGCUUUGGCUUUGACUGGAGGAUCAGAUGCUAUUGUCGAAGAUGUUGAAAUUGAGGAUGUUGAAGACAAGCUGGAAAAGAAGGACAAGAAAGAAAAGAAGGAAAAGAAGGAAAAGAAGGAAAAGAAGGAAAAGAAGGAAAAGAAGGAAAAGAAAGACAAGAAGGAAAAGAAGGAAAAGAAGAGAAAAGCGGAUGAUGAAGAAGAAACCCCAAAGAAGAAAAAGAAGAAGUCCAAGGACUAA
Messenger RNA from Lodderomyces theae, 1521 nucleotides. It is a transcript of the gene SIK1, whose product is annotated as snoRNP complex protein. The coding region runs from base 1 to 1521 and encodes 506 amino acids. The record is from RefSeq and is a predicted model, not a curated record. The transcript has a single exon. Lineage: Eukaryota; Fungi; Ascomycota; Pichiomycetes; Serinales; Debaryomycetaceae. Gene Ontology annotation, molecular function: snoRNA binding. Gene Ontology annotation, cellular component: small-subunit processome; box C/D methylation guide snoRNP complex.